AUGGACUACGUCCGAUGCGCUGCCUUGCACAACAUGAUCCUUAUGGAAGGCUGGGUGGGCUCUGGAAAGCCUCUGGAACACAACAGCGGCGACGAUCGAGUAGAAUUUCUGCGCCGUCGGAACUGGUUUGAAUUCUACGGGGCUGCUGCCGAGAGAGUGCGCAGCCGUCUCUCGCCAUGCUUGAUAGCGUUUUUGGAAAAGGCCUGGGUCGUAGAUAACCACAAUCUACACUACUAUGUUGCGGGCUUAUCUAGCCCCGACUACCUAUGGCCGUACCGUCAAGGAGGGAACGGGGGAGAGGACGCGGACCGCUAUGUGACGCUUUAUACCGCGACCGGCGUCGUUCCUGGCUACAGUUUGGAGCCAUACGGCUUAGUCUUUGACCAACAAGAAAACAAAGCGAUUAUAAGGACGGCCAUGUCUGACUCCGCGAUUAUCGGCAAUGGUCGCCAGCAGUGGUUCAACCUUGAAGUUGUCCUCAGCGCCUGGUUUGAUAUGUUAAGAGCAGGCAAGGUGAAGGCCGUUACUCCCGACGUAAAGGUUCCAAACGAGAAAUUCGACCCGUGGAUAAUCCUACCCUAUAGCAAUAGCCAGAUGCAAGAAACGCUUGUCGUCUACCACCAACUCUUGGAUGCGAUUGAGUCUCGUAUUUACAUCACUCUUAAUAUCCCGGGAUUUCCUAAGCCAGAGGGUCAACGCCCACUCAUCCCUAGCGAUUCUCUAGAAGCGUUGAACAUAUCAAAGGGAUUCGCUUGGGAAUUUCUAAGCAAAGCACGACGGCCGUUAUUCCGUUAUAUUGCCCCGGGACUGGAAGUAAUCUCCACAGACACAUUCAGCUACCAGCCCUUCAGUGCGGUCGACCCCGGCAUACAUCAAGAGUACCUAGAGACGCCUUCAACAACUCAGUUUCCUAUCUUACUAUUCCGGGCCGCGGAGAUGUUCCACGCCUUCCCUAGUCCGCACGGAGCGAAGGAUCGCAGGGGAUCCCAUCUCCCAUUCUCCUGGCCGUGGUCUCAGGUAAAUGCAUACCCCGCGGGACUCUACUUGACCGACUCGGACCAGAAAACCGUACGCUUCGAAGACGGCGUCCGUCUGGUGCUGCCAUUUGGUAUUGGAUCACGCGGAUAUGCACGCACAAGCGACGGAGCGAGGUUCGGAGAAAUCAAAGACAAACAGGGCGUCGUCCAGCCACGCGAUACACACGCCGACUUGUACCAACUGGGAUAUGUGCCAUUCAUUGGUUCACACCCGGUUCGCCUCGCUCAAGUCCUGAGAUCGUGGCUCAAUCAAGUCGAAAGUGGCGCGUGGAAGGUGGGCAGGGAUGGUGUGAUGGGCGGUAUCGAGAAAUGGCGAGAAGCUGAUACGGAGGCUGGUUGGGCUGGAUAUGGAGUACCAGUCAGUUGGUAA
Messenger RNA from Daldinia vernicosa, 1407 nucleotides. RefSeq lists its product as uncharacterized. The transcript has 2 exons. The record is from RefSeq and is a predicted model, not a curated record. The coding region runs from base 1 to 1407 and encodes 468 amino acids. Lineage: Eukaryota; Fungi; Ascomycota; Sordariomycetes; Xylariales; Hypoxylaceae.